This is a messenger RNA of Anneissia japonica, 4399 nucleotides long. RefSeq names its product protein phosphatase PTC7 homolog. The transcript is spliced from 6 exons. NCBI's taxonomy places the organism in Eukaryota, Metazoa, Echinodermata, Crinoidea, Comatulida, Comatulidae. The record is from RefSeq and is a predicted model, not a curated record. Bases 176 to 1114 code for a protein of 312 amino acids.
UGUUUUGGAUUGCCUCAUUGAUGCGACGACCAUUUGUCUGCAAAAUGGGCUUUAUUGUUGAUGGUUGUAUAAUCAAAUCUGUUAGAAAUUUAUAUAUAAACUUACACAGAUUAGGCAAGGAUUUUGAUGAAUAUUUUAAUGGUGAACAGUGAACAAGGGAUAUAUUAUCAAGGAAAUGCAGUCAGUUUUAGUAUACGGUCGCCAGGCGGUUCGUGCAAUACUUGGAACUUUACCAUAUGACGCUAGCAGCAGCCUUGACUAUCACCGUCGGCGAAAAACGCAGUUGGUGACCGCUUCGUGUGGCUUCUCAAAAUUGGAAGACGUAGCUACUCCCCAGGUUUUAAAAAACGGGACCUUUGGGGACGAUGCAUGGUUUAUUGCCAGCUACAAAGGCGUUGAUGUCUUAGGUGUAGCUGAUGGUGUUGGAGGGUGGAGAGACUAUGGCAUUGACCCAUCCAAGUUCCCAUGCCAGUUGAUGAAGACCUGCGAAUCAAUAGUGAGACAAGGCUACUUCAAUCCUGAUUCGCCAGUGUCAGUUUUAGCCAAGGGGUACAGAGAGUUAAUGCAUAAUAAAUAUCCAUUAAUUGGGUCAAGUACAGCCUGUAUUGUUAUCAUGGAUAAUGAGAACAAAAUGGUGCACUCUUCAAAUUUAGGCGACUCCGGGUUCAUGAUUGUUCGAGGCGGUAGGAUCGUUAGCAGAUCUGUCGAGCAACAGCACUAUUUUAAUACACCCUACCAAUUAUCAAUACCACCGCCAGGGCUAGGUUCCGUCCUGACCGACAGCCCUGAAUCUGCAUCAAAUAAAUCGGUGUGUGUCCAGGAGGGUGAUCUGAUUCUCAUAGCCACAGAUGGUCUGUUUGAUAAUAUGUCAGAGAAUAUGAUAUUAAAAGAACUGUCAAAGUUGCAGGAUCAAACGUUAGAAAAUCUCCAGAAGACAGUGAACACCAUAGCAGAAAGAGCAAGGCAACUAGCUUAUGAUCCAACAUAUUUAUCACCUUUUGCAAUGCAUGCCAGAGAAAAUGGCUUAGAUUUCAUGGGUGGUAAACCAGAUGACAUCACAAUUCUUUUAUCAGCUGUACGUUGUCCAGACGAAUACGAAGAAUCAGCCUUAUAGCGCAGGUUCCUGGUGGCAGGCACAUCAAUACCACGCCACAAAAGACAUUUUGAAAUGACAAGCACUGAUGAAACCCCACACAAACCUAUUGUGUGAUACCAUGACUGAUUAAGGAGAUGAAUAUGAGGAUUGUAUAGUAAACUCAUAGUGAUUCAGGGUUGAAUCUUGCCAUGAGAGUCAAAAAAACGCAAUGACAAGUUGUACUUGAAUGGCACAGUGUAAAAGAUAUUUUGUGUACUCUUUCAUCAUCAGAAUUUAUUUGUAAAGACCUGUUCUUGAGGUCGAGCAUUUAAGAGUUUACGAGGAAAAUCAUAUAAGAAGAGUAGUAGCAUCACUCUACUUGAAUAGUGCUAUGUAGAAGAUACUUUGUGUAUUCCUUCAUCAGAAGACACUCAAAGACCAUGUUUUGAUGGCAGGCAUCUUUUUACUGGAAAGCUCUAGUGGAGACUGCACCUGACACUCCAUCAAGCUGCAGUAGUGCUUUCUGAAGAGAUAAUAGGUUGUCGAUGGUGGUGGUGGUUGUUGUGGUAUCCAGUGUGUUAAUUCCUCAUCUAUAAUAUAAUUGAAACAGUUCCUACCUUUUUCUUAGAAAUGUGUUUACAGUUAUUAAAAUAGUUCAACAAUUAUCCACACAAAUCAUAUGCAUCUAUACACAGACACACAUACACACACACAUUCAUAAAUAAAUACUGUAUUAUCAAAAAUAAUAAUACCACAUUAUUACAAGGAAUUUCUUGUACACACUUUAAAAUAGGGUAUUUUUAAAGAAAGUGUUCCCAUUUUUUGUCCAUAUAUAGUGUGUGUGGAUGGUUCAAGGUAAUAUAUUUUUACAAUUGUACAGAGAAUAUUUUUAUCCUAUUCCUUCCCCAUUGGCAUUUGGUAUUUUGGCAUUCAUUUCAGGUGCUCUUUUUUGCUGUAGUUACACAAAUCAGUUAAAUUGGUUUAUUUUUCAAAUUCUAGUUUACAUAGCUCAAAGAUUUGAAUAAAAUUAGCAUACCAUUUAUUAAGAAAUAUGUUUGAAUUUAACCUAUGAAAUAAAAUAUUAAUGUGUAUACAGGUACCUACUGUAUUACAGGCCCAAUACGAAUGAAUAAUUAUUCAUUUACUAAGAGAGCAGAUGGUGAAAAUCAGUCGGUAGUAUCCAUGUCUCAAUUGAAGCACAUAACAGGCUAGGACAUGUUCCUGUAAAGCUUAACUAGUCACUAAGUGAUUUAUUUUGUCAGUUUUGUAGAGAGUUGUGACGCUGAUGUUCUCCUGAUUUACCUUGAUUUAAUUUCUUACACACAAUGAGUCGGCAUGUUGAUCUACAAGUAAGUUUAGUUCGCCUUAUACCCAAUUCACACAUAGAAAAAUAUAGCAAAAUGUAACAAUUUGUUACAUUUACACAAGUGUGUUAAUUAAGUAAUUUUUGUUCCAUGAUCAGCAGAUUAUAAAGUGUGCAUUUUUCGCCACUCCUUUAAGAUUACGCCAGUCCUGGUGCAUGAAUCCACACAGACUAGUUGUUUACUCCUGGGUGGAGAGGGACAUGAUACUGGCAAAAUGGGUAGGGUGGGAUUCGAACUCUGACCUCAAGGAUGAAAGACUAAACAGUAUUUUGCGCACCUCCUAUUCAUCAUAUUGAUGAAUACUUACUGUCCAGGCCUUUGUAAUAAUUAACAAUGUAUUUACUUUAUUUACUCAACAUUAUAAACUCAGGGGUAGCCACCUUGUACACAACAUCCGAUGAGGCUGAGGUGAUGGAAUUUAUAAUAUAUGAGACUUGCCAUCUCAAAACCAGCGUACUGUCACUAAAUGUUAAACUGAACAAUAGCAGUAUUGCAUAAUAGCAGUAUUGUAUACUUUAGUACAUACAGUAGAAGCAUAAUACAUUUACUGCUAACUUUGGUAAGUAAGUAAGUCGAUUCCUGUAAAUAACCUAUUAUUUUAAAGUGGAGAGUAUGAACAUAUUAAGAUGUUAAUUUUCUUGUUUUGGUCACCAAUGGUGGUUUUGGCAUGGCAAGCCCCAUAUUGCAUUUUAAUCUUAUUUUAUUAUUAUUAGAGCAUAUAUUAAUUUAUAAGCAAAAAAUUGUGUUCAAUUAGUAGUUGUAUUUUGUACACCAAAGUCUACCAACAUAAUAACUAAUAUAUUAAAUGUUAAGAAGAUGGCCUAAUGUUUAAGCUGUUUUUUUUUUUGUGCACAAAACCAUCUUUCACAAUAAAUUCUGAUUUGGGUGUGGCUUUGCUAUGUCGUAAGUAAAAAAAAAUGUUUUUGCCACACCACACAUUUUAAUUGGCUCGAAAUCAGAAACCCAAAGGUCCACUGAUUAAUCUCAGAUAAGAUAGUAUAAUACAUACUCCAAGUAUUGGAAUACACGCCAUCGUGUCGGGAUUCAAUAUUUUGACAUUAAUUAUGCCACCAGGCUGGCCAAAAACACUAUAUAAUAAUUAGUCCCUCCCUCUCCCCAAAAUUUAUGGUAGCUCUAUGUUGUAUGAUAAAUAGUGUAAUAGUAAUUCAAUUGGUCUUAUAGUUGAUUAAUUAGCAAAUUUGGGCUAAGCCUCUGACGUUGUAAGAGUAAUGAAAAAUUUAUUUGAAUAUAAUUACAAAUUAGAAUCAAAAUAAUUAUGCUAAUGAGAUGUAUAUGUAUUACUGAUUGAAUUUGAAUAGUUUUAGUUGAUUCUACAAGCAGGUAUAGUUAGCACAAAUUAGUAGUAUUGAUGUGAUUACCACUAUUUGUGAUGAAAUAAAAAGUAUUUGAAUUGUAUACUUUGUAUAAUAUUUUACAAUUGAAAAUUAGAAUAAGUGAAAAAAAAUAAUAAUAAAUUCACCUAAAUAAUAAUAAAGUAAAUAAAUAAUACUGGUAUUCUCUCAGUCCAACCCUUAAACAUAAACUUAGGUUCAAGUUUUGAAGUGGGCAUAUACCCAGGGUGGUCUUACUCCCGAAAAACUAUGAUAUACUUGGUCACAUAAACAUGUUUAUGCAUGGAUGUAAAUUUAUUGUGGUAUCCAUAAAGCCUAACCAGCCAAUCACCAAUCAAAGUAUGAAAAAAGUUAAUCUAGGCUAGUAACUUUAUCCAGUGCCUCAUAAACUUGGUGUCAUGAUACUUAUGUGCUGUUGGCUAUACAUAAAUGCUGCUCUCCUUUAACUUGGUAUCAAAAUUAAUUCUAAGCCUACAUUAAUACUAUGCCAUGCCGAAAACGUUUUCUUCAAUUGGCUAUGUCAGUGCAGCAGCAUUUAUAUCUAUGCACACCAGCUGUCCUUUAGGAAAAAGCAUUUUUGAUCUUUAAUAAAAGAAAAAAAAAAUUAA